Molecule: messenger RNA, 4175 nt
Organism: Branchiostoma floridae (Florida lancelet)
Lineage: Eukaryota; Metazoa; Chordata; Leptocardii; Amphioxiformes; Branchiostomatidae
Exons: 4
Coding region: 27-2933 (968 amino acids)
Biological process (GO): netrin-activated signaling pathway
Cellular component (GO): membrane
Molecular function (GO): protein binding; netrin receptor activity
Source: RefSeq, a predicted model, not a curated record
CCUACACAAGAGGAUUCCCUUCCAUCAUGAGGAAAGUUGUUUGGCUACUCCUGCUGCUUCCAUGGCGGGUCCAGGGCCAGCUAGAGCCCUCUACAUCAACAACUGCCACUGCUACAGGGAGUCCCUCUGCAGCUUCUACAGAGAAAUGCCCAGAGUUGUAUGCAUAUGAUGAAUGGGUGCAUGACUGUUUACCAUGCAGCAUAUGCAUCUCAUACCCCAAUUCACCAUUCUGCCAUGCAUGUCCAGAGUUUAAUAAGGAAACUCCUCAGGCACCUGCACCAGCAGGUCCUGACUCAGAAGUGGACUUAGAGACAUCUGAUGUAGUUGGACAAUCCUCAGACUUCCUACCUAUGCUGACUGGAGCUAUUGUUGGAAUCAGCAUUAUGUUUCUGGUUAUUUUGGCCCUAAUUUUGAGCUUCAAGGUAUCAUUCAUUAGGGCGAAAUGGGUCAAAUUGGGUUUAAUGAACAAGCAGCCACAGCGAAAAAAGAGCAAAAAUGGAAGAACUAUCGAUGCACCAGAUCUGCAACUAAGUGAAAGAAUGCAUGGAGCCAAUUGCAAUUUGAAUGUACUGAUAGCCCAGGCACCAAAGACUUUACCUCCAAAAACACAAAAUGCAAUUGCACAGAUGCAAAAGAAAAGUGUCCAGUUUGUGCCAGAUGGAAACAUAUUUGACUCUGACUCUGACAUAAGUCUUUGUGAGACUAGAACAUGUAGUUCUGCAGCAGACAGUGGAUAUUGUGCUCCCAUUGUAUUGACACCAUCUAACAGACUCAGUGUGAUACAAAUGUCUCAAUGUGAAGACGAAAGUUGCAAUGAGAGCACAGACUCUGUGUGUAGUAAGAUCAACAUUGCUACAUUUGAUUGUAACUCAGUUGUUUUCUUUUCGGAGGCUCUUAUUGGCAAAGACGGCGGUAUCUUAAUGCUUCCUAAUGCUGCGACUUCUCUACUAUUCAGUCCACAUUCUAUCUCAAACCAGAUUGACAUUACCCUGGAAAUACUGCAUAACCCAGUUAUACUGCCUGACUUAGGGGAAGAUGAGACUUUGGUCAGUCCUUUUGUGUGCUGUGGUCCUCACGGCUGGACCUUCAACAAACCUGUGCUGUUAACAUUUCCUCACUGUGGCAUGUCUGACACAAAUGACUUUACCUUACUUGUCAGUGAAACAAGUAGUCAGCAGGUUCCAGAUUGGGUAGAAGUUAGCAAUGCUACCCCAGGUAUUGAGUACUUUGUCAGGGACAGCGAAUGCCUUGUGUACACCAAACAUUUCACAGGGUUUUCUCUGAAGUCUAGGGGCCCCAAGCAAGUACGUUUACUCGCUUUUUCAAGCGUAUCUGAUAACUUGUACAGGCUUAGGGUCUACUGCAUCAAUGAUACAAAAGAUGCCAUUGAUCGCAUUAGGAGGGAAGAACAGGAAUUUGGGUUCAAGCCAACCGACAGGGGGAUUUCGAUGACCUUCUUGAAUAACAAGGAGGACAUUCGUCUGAAAGCAAACUUAGAGACACCAGGCUGGAAGUUUCUAAACAGUUCACAAGAGCUUGUGAUCAGCUACAAUUCAGUUCGGGGAAAGAGGGAUGGUAAUGUGAUGUUCAACCUUCAAGCAGAACCAGACCUUAAGGGAGACGCAAGGGUUCUGUCCCUGAGCAUACAUGCUUUUCAGGAAGGCAACUCAGACUCUCCAACAUACAGUGUUGCUGAGGAGUUGCCAAUUGGAGAGUUUGAAAUGACCCCAUCUCUGCCUUCCUACCACAGAUGUGAUCAUAGAGGGGCAUGUAACUGUGUGACACAAACGCAGGUCUACACAGUACACACUAACAUUACAAACCAGGCAAGGGUGUCUUUUCUGAACACUCUAGGAAGCCACAGAAAUCUUACCAUCCCACAUAAGCUUCGCACACAUCUUUGCAUUAAACUAGACCCCCUAAAAGAGCGUGGUGAUGACUGGAGAAGUCUUGCGAGUGAUUUGGGCCUUGACGAGUUGAUUGAAUACUUUGGUUCAAAGGGAAACCCAACUGAACUGGUGCUCCAAGAGUUUGAGAAGUCUGAGAAGACCUUGAAAGAUCUUUGGGGUAUUCUGAUAGGCAUGGGGAGGCCAGAUGCAGCUUCUUUGGUACAAAUGUACAUUCAGACAACAAGUUGUAAGCUGCCUUCUCCUGUUAGUGACAGUGGGGUGGGAAGUCCUGAUACAGAUCUAGAGGCACCAGGAAGGGAUAGCACUCCUUCUCCUGGUUCUGAUGUAAGGUUCUUUCCAAAUGGCCCUUCAAGAGUAGGGGAGAGCUUUGAAGCCAUAUCCGAAACAGACCCACCACAACAUGUGCACUGCGGAGGGUCUGUUCCUUCUGAGGAUUUGUACAAUUCUAGUCAAGCUGCUGGUUCUCAGACAAACUCUCCACAGUUCUUGCAUUGUGGUGGCUCUGCCCCUUCCCAGGAUUUGUACACAUCUUCUCAAGAUGCUACUUCUCAGACAAGCUCUCCACAAUAUGUGCAUUGCGGAGGGGCUGACCCUUCAAAGGAUUUGUUCAGUUCUUUAUUUGAACAUGCUAUUUCCCAGACAAACACUCCACAGUUCUUGCAUUCUGGAGGGCCUGUUCCUUCCCAGGAUUUGUACAAUUCUUCUCAACAUGCACAUGUUUCUCAGACAAGCUCUCCACAAUAUGUGCACUGUGGAGUGUCUGUACCCUCACAUGAAUUGUACAACUCCUGUGAAGAACAAACUGAACCAAAACUGAUCCAAGCUAUUGAAAAUAUGCAGGACUUACCACUUAACGUUAACAGCACAGCCAGGGAGAAUGAUGAGCCAGGAAAUGAUGAGGCUCAGGAAAUAAACGAGACAGGUACAGAUGACUCUGUCAGCUCCCAAGAUAUCGAGGUUAUGGUUGUUACUAGUCCAGAAGUUAGGCAUCUUCCAAAUGGGCUCCGUGAGACAGAAGUGUAAACUGAUGACACAGUGAAAUUUGUCAUUGAAACAUACUGAGUUCUUAUAUCAUGACUUCAUAUAUAGUCCAGUUGUUAGCGGCCAUGCCUCUGGAACUAGAAGUCGUGAAUCCAAGUGUACACUCCUGUAAGGUGUUCCAGUCCUUAAGACAGGACAUCAAGCAGUGGUUCCCUGUCAAUUAUGCUUGUCAAAAAGACCUAUACAAAAUUCUUUGCCCUCCCAAAAUGUGACUUAAAAAUGAGAUGGAAUGUGGACUUCAAAAACUGAGAAGAUUGCAACAAGGGACAGCAUUUGCUUUUGAAUAAGGGUAAACCUGCCUGUCCAUCAAAUAGUUCAUUUCAUUGCAUGGCCUUUUGCAUUGUAUAUACAUGUAUUGUUAACUUUUAAUUAUCUGUUUGGAGUAAUUGAUUCCCUUUAAUAAGUUAGUGCCUUUUGCGUGAUAUGUAUUAACUUGUUGAAGUGUGUGUGUAAUGACUUAAUCAGGUUUGUUUUUUUAUCGCAUCAGUACUUUGGUGUUAAAGAAUUGUACAUGUAUAUCAAGUGGUGAUACUUAAUUCAUACUAGUUUGUUUCUGUAUUUUGAAAGACAUUUAAUUAGUUUUAUUAAUUUGUAUAUACAAGGGUUGCAGGUAAUAAAUGGUCAUAAAUCAUAAUACUUAGCUUGUACAAUAAAGCUUAAAUUUGUAGUUAUUGAUAUCAGAUACUUGAAAACAAAACUGCUACUAACUGUACAUUGUAAUAGGACAAAGUUUAUAAAUAUGCACGUAAAUACUGUGAAUCUUUGUGUGAAUUGACAAAUUGAUUAAGAGGGCAUAGUAGAGAAGAUGAAGAUGGCUUUGUAUGGCAGAAAAAGAAGCUUUUAUACUAUAGCAUGAUAACCAUUAAAUUUCCCUGCUUUUUUUACAUAAUUAUGACUUACAUUGUGUUACUGAGUUAAACAUACAUUGUAUAUUUCUACAGUAACUGCUGUAUACAUAUAUACACAAUGUACCUCUAGUCUGUAGAUUAAAAAAAGGGCUGUACAUGAUGCAAUUAUGAUGCUUAUCUUGUCUUUGUGCAUUUGUGUGAAUGUUUAUGCAUGACAAGUGCAUGUGCUUGCGCAUAUGUGUGUGUUGGUGUGCGUGUGACGACUAAAAAUACAGAGCAGCCAUCUAUCCCAAACCUGACAGGCUCCCUCAAAUCCCCUCCUCCUUCCCAAAGAAUGGACAGAAAAAGAUAGAAAAGGACAGGAAAAUUAAGUUUG